Molecule: messenger RNA, 2105 nt
Organism: Mizuhopecten yessoensis (Yesso scallop)
Lineage: Eukaryota; Metazoa; Mollusca; Bivalvia; Pectinida; Pectinidae
Product: cartilage intermediate layer protein 1-like
Exons: 11
Coding region: 169-2082 (637 amino acids)
Source: RefSeq, a predicted model, not a curated record
CAUAACGUAUAUAAGAAAUUGCUAUGUGUGUUUAACUGUUCAGUGCAUGUCAGGACAGGUAUCUAGUUAACUGUUCAAUAGGCAUGUUUACAAUAUAGAUCUUAAAUCAUCAUGAACAUCGGUUACUAUUCGUGUUAUUAACCAUACCACUUUCCCUGACUUUUCGUCAUGGAUACCAACGGAAACAAAAGGUUGGGGCCUUUCAGUGUCUUCAUGAAGUUGCAACGAAAGCGAUCCGAUGUGUACCAAAUUGCAGCAAAGCCGGUGUCCUCUCCGAGUCGUCAUAAAACGUUCCUUAUUGUUGCAACUGUCAGCACAAGCAUAUGUCUCGUUGUAGCAAUAUCGAUUGCCAUGGCGUUGACCAUAAGUUCCCCGGAUGACGUUAACAAGAACAACCAACCACUGGGGAAAAUAGGUAGCCCAACAGCAUCAACACCCACUACGACCACAGCAAGUUCCAUUACAACAGGUCCUCAACUCUCAAGUAGUACUCAGAAUACAGGUGGAGGUGAGGAGACAACAGCCGUCAGUACUUCUGGAUUAGAGUCAACCACACCGGCAACAGGGGGUAAAACAUCAGCAUCAACAUCCACUACGACCACAGCAAGUUCCCCUACAACAGGUCCUCAACUCACAAACAGUACUUCAGGAUUAGAGACAACCACUACGGCACCAGGUACCAAUGGAACAUGGAAUAAAUGGGGAUCGUGGACGUCCUGUGGAGCCACUUGUGGAACCGGAUAUCACACAAGAUACAGAACCUGUCGUCGUUCAUCGACGAGUGACCCGAUCUGCCAGGGCGAAUAUGUGGAGACGACAGCAUGUUCAGUGGCAACUUGUCCAGUGUACGGAGUAUGGACCACUUGGUUAGGCUGGGCAGUGUGUGACGUCACUUGUGGAGGAGGUACACAGUUAAGGACGAGAGUUUGUCAGAAGUCAUCCUCCUCUUACCUUGACUGUGUUGGAAAUUCGUCACAGUCUCAGACAUGCAACACGUGGAGCUGUCCAGAUUGUUCUCAGACUUGUUCCACUGGUGUCCGCAACGCCGAUUGUACAGCAUGUGAAUGUUUGUCUAACACUGUGCAUGGAAUUGUACGUAACCAUGUCAACGUUCCCUUAAACGAGGCUUCAAUCGCACACGCUAGCGUUCCAUACAAAACGUUAGCAACAACCAAUGAAACUGGUGGCUUUGUGUUAGACACGACAUGUGAGGCUAUAGAAAUUGUCGUCACCAGGGCUGGCUACGCUGACGUCACUGUUGUAGUAACAGGCACUACCGUCACUGUACAGAUGUCUCUCACAGAGUACCCUGUCAUCAGUAUGAAUCCAAAGUCCCGAGUCCGUCUCAAGGGAGAAAAUGUCACGUUUUGUUGUGAAGCGUACGGAAAUCCUGCUAUCACCAGUUAUGAAUGGAUGAAGGACGGUGUUUUGAUUGACGAUACAAAGUACCCGGAUGGAUACAAUCUGACACUGAAUGACGUCACUAUAACCGACAGUGGCGAGUACAAGUGUCGCGCUAACAGCCCCGUGGGAGCUGUGUAUUCAGCGUCAGCCCUGCUGACCGUGAAAUCGACACAAGCCGAGUUUUGCGAGGAUGCAUAUGAAGAGAGAAAAAUAAGUCUUCCAUCCGACUGUGUUCAGCCUGACAAUACAACUCUGUAUGAAGUUGGAGGAUGCGCCAGGAAGACAUGUCGCAGUUCCAACAAUGAAGAUGGAUUAUGUGGUCCUAGCAAGAAGUUCUGCUGCACACCUUCUGCAGACGAAGAACGGACGAUCCAGUGCAGUGACUAUACCCUGGAGGUGAUCGUUGUAACUGGAUGCUCCUGUGGCGAAUGUUCGUCUGCUGAUAUCAAAGUACAAGGCCAGGUCAAUGGACUCAAUACUGGUGACGCGUUACGUCUCGGUACAGUAUACGUGAAUGGGUCAUCUGUAGCGAGGACUACAUUUACUGGUGUGUUUUCAUUCACUCUACCCGCCGGUACCUUAAGCGUAGCGCUAACGAUAGAAUACACUGUCUUCAAAACCUUAUUGACAACCACAAGAGUUCUUACAUUUGGUGAAACAAUGGAAGGUUCAGUGUAACAAAAAAAAUUACGCUGAUGGAA